Messenger RNA from Pimephales promelas (fathead minnow), 518 nucleotides. Lineage: Eukaryota; Metazoa; Chordata; Actinopteri; Cypriniformes; Leuciscidae. The record is from RefSeq and is a predicted model, not a curated record.
GUGGCGGACAAUGCACCUUGAAGUUGGUUUGCCAACCGCCAUUUAAACAACAGAAGAAGAAGAAGACAUUUGUGCACACUGUGGACAAGAUGGCUGCCUCUAUGUGGCGGAUCAGCGGGGCGAUGAAUCGAGCUCUUUUUAAAGCUGGCUAUCCUCUUCUGCUGUCUUUGAGCCGAGGACAGGCCUCUGUAUCAUAUGCUCAGAGCCUGCUCGGAGUUUCAGAAACUCGGCUCACUACCUUGAGCAAUGGCUUGAGGAUUGCCUCUGAAGAGACCAACCAGGCCACAUGCACGGUCGGCCUUUGGAUUGGUUGUGGGAGCAGAUAUGAAUCUGAGAAGAAUAACGGUGCUGGAUUUUUCCUGGAGCAUAUGGCAUUUAAAGUAUACAUGAUGUCUUUACUCAUUCUCUCUAAAUUAAUGUUGUUACUAAGGCUAGGGUAUUGCUGCUUUACAAUAUGUGUUAUGAUGUGUGUCAGAAUUAUAUCACGGAAUAAUGCAUUAUAAUAUAUCGCUCAACAU